UCCACAAGGUUUGCAUUUCAAAACAAGCUGUUGCCCCCACAAGCCAUAGAUUGAUCUACUUUAAAUAAGCUCAGUAGCGGUGGAUUAUUCGUUGCAUUAUUGGAAGGGAUGUGUAGCAGGAGGAGGUCCGUCGCCUACUUCGCCCACGGCAGCCACCGGCUGCUCCCAGCAGACGCUGAUGACGACGGCGAGUUCUCCUGCGACGGCUGUCUGGUCGCCGGCGCCGGGCCCCGGUACCUGUGUGGCCACCCCGGCUGUGGCUUCAAGCUCCACGAGGUAUGCGCGCGCAGCUUCCCGAGGACGCUCAAGUCCAUCGUCCACUCCCAGCACAGGCUGAAACGGCGCGAGAGCGCCGCCGCCGCCGCGGACCAUGGCACCGGCGGCGGCAACGUCAGGUGCGAGGUGUGCGGGGAGGACGUGAAGGGCGCGUGCUACGGCUGCAGCGCUGGCGCGUGCGCUUCCGCGACAGUCGUCGUGCACCCGCUCUGCGUCCGCCUGCCGCCCGUGGCGCGGGGUCCGGCCGCGGCGCACCCCUGCGGCCACGACGCGUGGCUCGUCAAGAAGUCGGAUGGCGGCGCGGCGCCGGCGUCUAUGUGCGCGGCGUGUGGGCGCGGCGUGGGGGUACCGGUGCGGGACGUGCACCCGCGGUGCUUCGUGCCGCCGGCGGACCGGUGCCGCGGCGGCGAGGCGGCGGCCGCCUCCAUGGGGAAGCGCUGCUGCCUUGUGUUUGGGCAGGACUUGACGAGCUGCCUCAACAUCAGCUACUAUUACCGUGGUGCUGGGUAG
Triticum aestivum (bread wheat) is the source of this 786-nucleotide messenger RNA. RefSeq lists its product as uncharacterized. The transcript has a single exon. NCBI's taxonomy places the organism in Eukaryota, Viridiplantae, Streptophyta, Magnoliopsida, Poales, Poaceae. The record is from RefSeq and is a predicted model, not a curated record. Bases 109 to 786 code for a protein of 225 amino acids.